AUGAAACAAAGAGUCUCAUUUCUCCUGAAAAAUGCAUUUCCAGAAAUGUUGAGUACCAUUCUAGUGACCCUCUUCCUCUUCUCGUACUUGGGAACUAUCAUUGCCAUGCUCGCUUCUCCAUCCUUGUACUGGCCAACCAUUUUAUUUUGUAUUUGGGCCAUUGUCUAUUUCUUGGUGUGGACGGUGGUUUGGGUUUCUAGUUUUAUACUGUAUGGAAAAAUUCAAAUUAGACUUAAUCCACAACGAAAUGUUGCAUCUUCAGAUGAUCAAAUGACAGAGAGUUUACUUAUUGAUGAAAAUCAACAAGGUAUGGGUGAAUUGAAAGAACUCUUUCUGUGGAUCAAAAGUUGGGUGACGUCACGAUCUCCUCCCAGAGAGUUGGUAGAAGAACAUACCAUUGUAGGUCACAAGUUUGAUGCUGCUGAUGAAGGAUGGUUCUAUUUGCGACGUUUACAAUUGAAGCUUGCUGAUCAUGCAGCAUACUAUCAUCUCAUUGGAGUAAUUUUUGUAGUGCCAGUCCUGAUUAUUUUACUAGUCUAUUUCUUAAUGAUGUAUUUUGAAGUUUCUGGAUGGCUUGGGGUUUUUGCUUUACCCUGCUUUAUUUAUUUUGUUGCUAGUAUUAUUUCGUUGCUACUCUUUUUAAUUGCAGUUUGGGAUAGUAUUGUUUUUCUCACAAAAAAGUAUAUUUUUUAUGACUUGACAGAGACUGUGAAACGACAAUUGAGAGUCAUUUCUUUAAGAAAUUGGCCCUUCAUGCUUGCGUAUGGAGCAUCCAUGAGCUUUUUAUUGUUUUGGUUUUUAAUUGGAUUUGCCUCCUUUUUGGACGGGCACGAUACAUUAUUUAUUGAGGACGACAUUAGUAGCAAGACACAACAACAUGUCACAAAUUUCAUGACCAUCUCUACCAUCAUGCAAGGACAACCUCCUCCUCCGCCUCCAUCCAGGUUCACGGAUUUUUCUGGGAUUGGCUACACGUUCAUUCCUCUGUAUUUGGCUGAAAUUUUGACCAUUGUCAUUUAUUUCCUUGGACUAAUUUUCAAAAGCUCUUACUACAAGUAUUGGUUUUUACGAGGCGCUCUAUUAAGCGUGGCAUGUUGUAUUGCUCAAAUUUUAAUUUCAGUGCUAGCAAAUACUGAACUUGGACUGUUAUGUAUUCUUACGGUUGUCAUUCCAGUUUUUGUGAGUUUUAUCAUGGUCGUUAUUCCCCAAUUAAGAUAUAUGAAAUUAGUGAGCUCUCGUUUUGCGUACUCACUCCAUUAA
Molecule: messenger RNA, 1260 nt
Organism: Naegleria lovaniensis
Lineage: Eukaryota; Heterolobosea; Eutetramitea; Acrasida; Naegleriidae
Exons: 2
Coding region: 1-1260 (419 amino acids)
Source: RefSeq, a predicted model, not a curated record